Molecule: messenger RNA, 1116 nt
Organism: Fonsecaea nubica
Lineage: Eukaryota; Fungi; Ascomycota; Eurotiomycetes; Chaetothyriales; Herpotrichiellaceae
Exons: 1
Coding region: 1-1116 (371 amino acids)
Cellular component (GO): mitochondrial large ribosomal subunit
Molecular function (GO): structural constituent of ribosome
Source: RefSeq, a predicted model, not a curated record
AUGGCGGCUCCCACAACGAUCACGAAGCUCCCCGAGGUGCUCCGCAGUCCUACCUCUCUCCAAUAUCUCUCCUACAGACACCCGGUCAAACACUCAAACCCGUACUUCAAGCCCAGAUUCACCUUUAAGCUCGAAGAUAGGAAACAUACCUUGCUGGACGUCUACCGGUUGCGACACACAGACCCUUUGAUGCCCGUGUACCCUUACGGCGAGAAUAAACAAUUUCCAGAAGCAAAUUUCGGUCUCUAUGGUGGCGCUACGGUACAAUCUGGGAGCAAGAUAUCCAAGGGCAGAAAUAAGGGCAAGACAUUGCGACAUUGGUUCCCUAAUGUCCGGGUUGAGACUGUGAGGAGCGAAGCGUUGAAUAGGGAGCUCAAGAUCCCUAUUACUGCCCGAGUCAUGAGAACCAUCAGCAAAUGUGGCGGUAUAGAUCAAUAUGUCACUGGAAUGAAGCCUGCCAGAAUAAAGGAGCUGGGUAUGCUGGGCUGGAAACUGCGAUGGCUGGUCAUGACAUCUCCGAAGUACCGGUCAGCGCACGCCGAACAGUUGCGAAAAUACAACCUGCCUACGCACUACUCCUUAUCAAGCUCCUUUGAAGACGCGUGGAAUGAUGAAAACGUCCGGGCGAAGAUGAUCGAGCAGCAAGAAGCGGCCUGGCGUGAUCUACGAGAGGCGGCCGACCGAUUCGAAAAGCAUGUGCAGAGGAAUUGGAUCGAGAGCGGGGAGAAAGAAGUUUACCAAAUCCCGAAACUGGAGACGCUCAACCGCAGUAGCCCGCUCUCAUUGGGCCUGCCGGAACAUUUGGAAGAGCCGGAUGUCGUUGACAAGAGUUACAGAGGUCUCAGGACCUUCAAGAAGUCUGCUGGAGACAGUCUGCAAGAAAUCUCAUCAGGAGUUACCUCUGUUGAAGACAGCGACAAGGUCAUCAGCGGUGAUGAAAAGUUGGUGGCGACAGCAACGAUGGGAACCAGCUCCGGAGACAUCGAAAGACACAUCGAGGGAAACGCUUCAGAAGACCACACGUCGCCGAGUGAUCCUCAACUUAAUGUGGCUAGCAGCGAGGCAGCACUACCGGACUCUCAGCAGUCGAAGACAAGGACGGAACGGGAAGGUUGA